AUGAUGUCCAGUGAUUAUGAGAAACGUAAACAAAUUUCAGUUCAUGGAAUUGCUGAAGUUGAAAAUGUUUCUAAUAUUAAAAAUUCUUUUAAUAGACAUCUUCAUUUCUCAAUUAUUAAGGAUCGUAAUAUUGCUACAAUGAGAGAUUAUUAUAAUUCUUUAGCUCUUACUGUUAGAGAUCAUCUUGUUUCAAGAUGGAUUCGUACACAACAAUAUUAUUAUGAAAAUGAUCCAAAAAGAGUUUAUUAUUUUUCAUUAGAAUUUUAUAUGGGAAGAACACUUUCAAAUACUAUGAUAAAUCUUGGUGUUAAAAGUGCUUGUGAUGAAGCUUUAUAUCAAAUGGGAUUAGAUAUUGAAGAAUUAGAAGACAUAGAAGAAGAUGCAGGAUUAGGAAAUGGUGGUCUUGGAAGAUUAGCAGCCUGUUUUCUUGACUCUAUGGCUACAUUAGGUAUUCCUGCCUGUGGUUAUGGAUUAAGAUAUGAAUAUGGUAUUUUUAAUCAAACUAUAUGUGAUGGAUGGCAAGUUGAGGAACCUGAUAAUUGGCUUCGUUUUGAAAAUCCAUGGGAAAAAGCUAGACCUGAAUAUAUGAUUCCUGUCAAUUUUUAUGGAAGAGUAGUAAAAAAUGAAGAUGGAAAAUCAGAAUGGGUUGAUACUAAAUUAGUUUUUGCAAUGCCAUACGAUACUCCAAUUCCAGGAUAUCAUAACAAUGUUGUUAAUACUCUUCGUUUAUGGUCAGCAAAAGCAGAAAAUCGUUUUUAUUUAAAAUUUUUCAAUGAUGGAGAUUAUUUAAAAGCUGUUAUGGAUAGAAAUAUUUCAGAAAAUAUUACACGUGUCCUUUACCCAAAUGACAAUCAAUUUUCUGGAAAAGAAUUAAGACUUCAACAACAAUAUUUCUUAGUAGCUGCAUCAUUACAAGAUAUUAUACGUAGAUUUAAAAGUUCAAAGUAUGGUUGUCGUGAUGCUGUUCGUAGUGAUUUUUCAAAUUUUUCUAAUAAGGUUGCCAUACAACUUAAUGACACACAUCCAUCAAUUGGAAUUCCAGAAUUAAUAAGACUUCUUGUUGAUGUUGAAGGUCUUGAAAUGAAUGAAGCUUGGGAUAUUUGUGUUAAAACAUAUGCAUACACUAAUCAUACUCUUCUUCCAGAAGCAUUAGAAAGAUGGCCAAUUAGUUUAAUGGAACAUCUUUUACCAAGACAUUUAGAAAUAAUCUAUGAAAUUAAUCAAAAAUUUAUGGAUGAAGUUGCACAAAGAUAUCCAGGAGAUUUUGAUCGUAUGAGAAGAAUGUCAAUUAUUGAAGAAAGUGAUGGAGUUCAUGAAAAAAGAGUAAAUAUGGCACAUCUUUGUAUUGUUUCAUCUCAUACUGUCAAUGGAGUUGCUGCACUUCAUUCAGAAUUAUUAAAAAAUGAAACAUUUAAAGAUUUUAAUGAAUUUUAUCCAGGUAAAUUUCAAAAUAAAACAAAUGGAAUAACACCAAGAAGAUGGCUUCUUUUGUCUAAUCCUUCACUCUCAGAAUUAAUUUCUGAAAAAAUUGGUGAUUCAUGGAUUACAAAACUUGAUGAACUUCAAAAAUUAAAAGAAUAUGCCAAUAAUAGUGGGUUUUUAAAUUCUUUAAUGAAAAUUAAAAAUGAUAAUAAACAACGUCUUGCUGAAUGGUUAUUACAAGAAUAUGGUAUUAAAGUUAAUCCAUAUUCAAUUUUUGAUAUCCAUGUUAAAAGAAUGCAUGAAUAUAAACGUCAACUUUUAAAUGUCCUUCAUGUUAUUACUUUAUAUAACCAAAUCAAAAAAAAUCCAUCCAUAAAAAUUACUCCUCGUACUAUUAUGUUUGGUGGAAAAGCUGCUCCUGGUUAUCAUAUGGCUAAACAAAUUAUAAAACUUAUUAAUUCUGUAGCUGAAGUAGUAAACAAUGAUCCAAUUGUAGGUGAUAAAUUAAAAGUUGUUUUUCUUGAAAAUUAUCGUGUAUCAUUGGCUGAAAAAAUUAUUCCUGCUGCUGAUUUAUCUGAACAAAUUUCGACUGCUGGAACUGAAGCUUCCGGUACAGGAAAUAUGAAAUUUAUGUUAAAUGGGGCAUUGACUAUUGGAACAUUAGAUGGUGCUAAUGUUGAGAUGGCUGAGGAAAUGGGAAGAGAAAACAUCUUUAUUUUUGGAAUGGAUGUUGAUGAAGUAAAAGCACUUGAAAAAAAAGGAUAUAAUUCAAUGGACUUUAUUGAAGAAAAUGAAGAAUUAAAAGAAAUAGUAGAUCAAAUUGAAAAUGGUUACUUUACACCUGAUGAACCAAGUCUUUUAAAGGAUGUUUCUAAUAGUCUUAAGUAUCAUGAUAGAUUCCUUGUAUGUGCUGAUUAUGAAAGUUACAUUAAGUGUCAACAAGAAGUUAGUAAAGUUUAUGAGGAUAAAGAAAGAUGGGCUAAGAUGGCACUUUACAAUAUUGCUACAUCUGGUAAAUUUUCAACUGAUAGAACAAUCUCUGAAUAUGCCACUGAAAUUUGGGGAAUAACUCCUGGUGAAAUAGAACUUCCAGCUCCUUAUGAAAAAAAGAAUGAAUUUUAA
This is a messenger RNA of Strongyloides ratti, 2544 nucleotides long. Its product is annotated as Glycogen phosphorylase, muscle form. The transcript is spliced from 2 exons. Gene Ontology annotation, cellular component: cytoplasm. Bases 1 to 2544 code for a protein of 847 amino acids. Gene Ontology annotation, biological process: glycogen catabolic process. The record is from RefSeq and is a predicted model, not a curated record. Gene Ontology annotation, molecular function: glycogen phosphorylase activity; pyridoxal phosphate binding. Lineage: Eukaryota; Metazoa; Nematoda; Chromadorea; Rhabditida; Strongyloididae.